GUCAAUGAUAUCAUCCGUCCAGAGUCAAACCUCAGUGCUUAUCAGACAGUGCGUUUUCACCAUGAGUGGGUGCCCAUUUUUAGGAAACAACUUUGGAUGUGCUUUUAAAAAAUUAUCCAUAGACGGCAAUGAAGACGACAAAUCACAAACCGGUGUGAACAGAGCCAGCAAAGGAGGACUUAUCUAUGGAAACUACCUGCAUUUGGAAAAGGUUUUGAAUGCACAGGAACUUCAAAGUGAAAUAAAAGGAAAUAAAAUCCAUGAUGAACAUCUAUUUAUCAUAACUCAUCAAGCUUAUGAACUCUGGUUUAAGCAAAUCCUCUGGGAAUUAGAUUCUGUUCGAGAGAUCUUUCAGAAUGGCCAUGUCAGGGAUGAAAGGAACAUGCUGAAGGUUGUCACUCGGAUGCACCGGGUGGCAGUGAUCCUGAAACUACUGGUGCAGCAGUUUUCCGUUCUGGAAACCAUGACAGCCUUGGACUUCAACGACUUCAGAGAGUACUUAUCUCCAGCAUCAGGCUUCCAGAGUUUGCAAUUCCGACUCUUAGAAAACAAGAUAGGUGUCCUUCAGAGUUUGAGGGUCCCUUACAACAGAAGACAUUAUCGUGAUAACUUCAAAGGAGAAGAUAAUGAACUGCUACUUAAGUCGGAGCAGGAGAAAACACUACUGCAGCUAGUGCAGGCAUGGCUGGAAAGAACACCAGGUUUAGAGCCACAUGGAUUUAACUUCUGGGGAAAGUUUGAAAAGAACACUGUCAAGGGCCUGGAAGAAGAAUUCACAAGAAUUCAGGCUAAGGAAGAGUCAGAGGAAAAAGAGGAACAAAUGGCUGAAUUUCAGAAACAAAAAGAGGUGUUACUCUCCUUAUUUGAUGAGAAACGUCAUGAACAUCUCUAUAGUAAAGGUGAAAGACGACUGUCAUACAGAGCACUUCAGGGGGCCUUGAUGAUAUAUUUUUACAGGGAAGAGCCUAGAUUCCAGGUGCCUUUUCAGUUGUUGACUUCUCUCAUGGACAUAGACACACUCAUGACUAAAUGGAGAUAUAACCAUGUGUGCAUGGUGCACAGAAUGCUGGGCAGCAAAGCUGGCACUGGUGGGUCCUCUGGCUAUCAGUACCUGCGCUCAACAGUGAGUGACAGAUACAAGGUAUUCGUAGAUUUAUUUAAUCUUUCCACAUAUCUGGUUCCCCGACACUGGAUACCGAAGAUGAACCCAAUUAUUCACAAGUUCCUUUACACGGCUGAAUACUGUGACAGCUCUUACUUCAGCAGUGAUGAAUCAGAUUAAAAUAAUCUGCAAAAAUCUAUGAAGACAUCGAUUUCUCAGCCUGCAUUUUUUAAAUUUUUCUAUGAAUUUUCAUGAUACAAAGAGUCCUACUGUAAUAUAUGUAUAUACAUAGGUAAGCACUGUGGUGCUCUGACUCAAUCCUGUAAAUAAUUUUAUUGACUCAUUUUUGUGAUAAUAGAAGACUAAACAUUAAGAUAGGCAAUCAACUGAAUUGUAACAUUGUACAUAGAAGAUUUUCCUAUUAAAAAGUCAGUGUUCCCUGAUACUUACCUUAAUACAACCAUUUAACACAA
This is a messenger RNA of Zalophus californianus (California sea lion), 1575 nucleotides long. RefSeq names its product tryptophan 2,3-dioxygenase (gene TDO2). Gene Ontology annotation, molecular function: metal ion binding; heme binding; L-tryptophan 2,3-dioxygenase activity. Lineage: Eukaryota; Metazoa; Chordata; Mammalia; Carnivora; Otariidae. The transcript is spliced from 12 exons. Bases 5 to 1282 code for a protein of 425 amino acids. The record is from RefSeq and is a predicted model, not a curated record.